AUGGAGGAUAUCACUAGAAGAAAUGCCUAUCGUUUUGUGGCUUAUGCAGCUGUCACUUUCUCUGUAGUUGCCGUGUUUUCGCUGUGUAUUACCAUCCCGAUGGUAUACAACUACGUGAAUACCGUUAAGACUCAAAUCGAUCAUCAGAUCUCUUUCUGCAAACAUUCUGCCCGUGAUAUCUUCUCCGAAGUCAAUCAUAUUCGUUCUAAUCCAAAGAACAACAACACUCGUUUUGCUCGCCAAGCCGGAUAUGACUUUGAUUCUGGAUCUGUUGAUUCAUUCGCUUCCGCUGGCAAUAAUGGAGGAAAUGCAGGAUCUUGCUCUGGAUGCUGUCUCCCAGGAUCAGCUGGACCAGCUGGAACUCCAGGAAAGCCAGGAAGACCAGGACGUCCAGGAGCCGGAGGACUUCCAGGAAAUCCAGGAAGACCACCAGCACAACCAUGCCACCCAAUCACUCCACCACCAUGUCGUCCAUGCCCACAAGGACCACCAGGAGCUCCAGGAUCUCCAGGACCACAAGGAGAUUCCGGUGCACCAGGACAACCAGGAUACGGAGGAGGCGUUGGAGCACCAGGACCAGCUGGACCAAAGGGACCACGUGGACAACCAGGACACCCAGGACAAGCUGGAUCUCCAGGUCGUCCAGGAGCUGAUGCUCAAUCUCAGUCUACUCCAGGAGCCCCAGGACAAGCCGGACCACAGGGUCCACCGGGACCAUCAGGAGCCCCAGGCGCACCAGGAGGACCAGGAUUCCCAGGAGCACCAGGACCAAAGGGACCAUCUGGAGCCCCAGGACAACCAGGAGCCAAUGGAAAUCCAGGAGCCCCAGGUCAACCAGGACAAUCUGGAGGAUCAGGAGAACGUGGAAUCUGUCCAAAGUAUUGUGCUAUCGAUGGAGGAGUUUUCUUCGAGGACGGAACCAGAAGAAAAUAA
Caenorhabditis remanei is the source of this 933-nucleotide messenger RNA. RefSeq lists its product as uncharacterized. NCBI's taxonomy places the organism in Eukaryota, Metazoa, Nematoda, Chromadorea, Rhabditida, Rhabditidae. The record is from RefSeq and is a predicted model, not a curated record. Gene Ontology annotation, molecular function: structural constituent of cuticle. The transcript is spliced from 2 exons. Bases 1 to 933 code for a protein of 310 amino acids.